AUGCACAUAUUUACGACUUGCUUGGAAUUUAACAGUUUUCUAGCAGGUGUGACAGUAAUUACCCUUUCCAUACUAAAUCUAACCCGUAUAUUGAUCGAAUCCCCUUUACCCUCAUCCCAAUCUCCGUCCGAGUCCACAUCCGAAUCCAUACCAACUUUCGAGAGAUACUACUGGCUAAGUUUCGAAAUUUUAUCCGGACUGUACACAAGUCUAAUCGCUACGUUCCUUCUAAUGACCGGUCAACGUUUUUACGAGAAAUCCAAACGUCGCAACUUUCUCUUUAAAUUCACAUUCCUAUCUGUAGUGGCCAUGAUUAUUAUCCACUCUUUGUUCACUACAUUGCUGUUGAACUCCGACGAGGGAACGAGAGCACGGCCGAACUUUCGCGCAUAUAUAAUACAAGUAUUGUUGGGCAUGUUGGUUAGCAUGAUGGGAUUUUUUUACGCAUUUACGCCGGUUCUGAGAAGCUUACAUCGCGUUAAUGCUAGCAAUAAUACCACCAAUAUCGUCACUAUCAUUAUGAAUAAAACUACGCAGUCGCCGCCUUUGUCGCCACGUCCUCUUCAUUAUUAUCAAACCGAGACUGGGCGACAUAGUAGCAUUAUUACAGCAAAUAGACAUAACAACAAUAGGUAUAGUAAUAAUAGUAAUAAUAGACAUAGUAAUAAUAGAGCCAAUACAAUCAUAAAUUCGAGGAAUAGAAGUAACAGCAACAUAAGCAACUCCUCCACCACAACAUCCCGUUACCUAAAUCCCCAAAAUGCAGCAGUCGGAAUCUGGUACAUGAGUACAAUCGGGGUGCUAGCACUUCUCUUCGCUACUUUCUAUUCCAUAAUAUUCGGGCUGGAUAAGGACCGAUUACCCUACCUCCCGACUUGUAACGCCAUCGAUUUCCUAUUGCGCACGGGUGUGCUGAUGGUUUAUGGGGUGCCGCCGUCGAAACGUGUCCUGGCGAUGUUGAUGGGCCAAAUGGUUGACGUUGAUGAAAUUAUUGAGAGUGACUUUGACGAUGAGUUCGAUGAGGAACAAGCUAUUAACGGAACCGAUGGUGGGGACAGGGAGAUAGGAAAGUAA
Molecule: messenger RNA, 1074 nt
Organism: Ambispora leptoticha
Lineage: Eukaryota; Fungi; Glomeromycota; Glomeromycetes; Archaeosporales; Ambisporaceae
Source: the annotation of a GenBank genome assembly